Erythranthe guttata (spotted monkey flower) is the source of this 2095-nucleotide messenger RNA. NCBI's taxonomy places the organism in Eukaryota, Viridiplantae, Streptophyta, Magnoliopsida, Lamiales, Phrymaceae. The record is from RefSeq and is a predicted model, not a curated record.
AUGGGUGUGCCUUCGUUUUACCGGUGGUUGGUAGAAAAAUAUCCAAAAAUAGUAAACGACGCCGUAUUGGAGGAGAUGAAUGUUGAGUGUAGUACGAAGAACCCUAACGGAACGGAGUUUGACAAUUUAUAUCUCGACAUGAACGGAAUUAUCCACCCUUGUUUUCACCCUGAAGAUGAUUCUACUCCAACAACGUUUGAAGAAGUAUUUAAUAAAAUAUAUGAAUAUAUAGAUCGACUUUUCAAAAUAGUCAGACCAAGAAAAUUGCUGUUCUUGGCCAUAGAUGGUGUAGCUCCCCGUGCCAAAAUGAAUCAGCAACGGGCUAGGCGAUUUCGUACUGCGAAAGACACUCAAUUCGCCGAGGAAAUGGAGGAGAAGUUUAGAAAACAGUUUGAAAAAGAAGGGAAAGCCGUUUUGCCUAAAGAAGAAUCGCAGCUCUCCGAUUCGAAUGUUAUUACACCUGGAACUGUAUUUAUGCACAUUCUCUCCGACAAACUUCGAACCUACAUUACUUGUCGAAUGAGCGAAAAUCCAGCUUGGACAAACAUUAAGGUAAUUUUGUCGGAUGAUAAUGUUCCCGGUGAGGGAGAACACAAAAUAAUGUCGUUCAUUAGAGCACAACGCUCGUCGCCUGGAUAUGAUCCAAAUAUGAGACACUGUCUGUAUGGACUGGAUGCCGACUUGAUUAUGCUUGCAUUGGCCACACAUGAAAUCCAUUUUUCGAUUCUCAGAGAGGAGAUCCUGGCUAAAAACUCUGGUUAUGGAUUGUCUAUUGAAUCGACGACACAUAGAGCCGAUACACAUUCCUUAAAAUCGAGGGGAUGGUUUAAGGAGCGUCCAUGGCAGAACUCUAGCAUCGAGGCGGGUAUUGAAUUAGAGAAAUCGGAAAUGUGUAAGGAAGAACCUUGGAUUGUUAACAAAAAGCAAAAAUAUCAGUUUCUUAAUGUGUGGAUACUGAGGGAGUAUUUGGCUUUGGAUAUGAAAAUUCCAACUUCCGACAAAUUCGAAUACGAUCUCGAGAGAGUUAUCGACGAUUUCAUCUUUAUUUGUUUCUUUGCCGGGAAUGAUUUUCUUCCGCAUAUGCCUACGCUCGAAAUCCAUGAGGGUGGCAUAGACUUGCUAAUGCAUGUUUAUAAGCAAGAGUUCGUAAAUUUGGGAGGCUACUUAGUCGACAUGCAGAGGGUACAAGACAAAAAAGGGGGCUACAUAAAAUUGAAAAGAGUCGAGGCGUUUAUACUUGCUGUGGGUGCAUUCGAGGAAAAAAUCUUCAGCAAAAGAACUAAUCUGAGGGAAGGGAAAUUACGACGAAUAUUAUCCGAUCAUCGAAAUUCCGUAACUAAAAGCUGUAAAUUAUGUUUUAUUCAGAAAGACCACGAGAAGAAUCAACUUGAUGAUGGAAUAUCGUCAGAUAUCGUGUAUUCUUACGACAUAGCUAAUGUUCAUCGAGAAUCGGAGUUAUCUGCUUCAGCUAUAGAUGUUGAUAGGGUUCAAAAUAAUACAAAAGAGCUGAAGAAGAAGCUGAAAGAAUACAUCAAAGAUCAAUCCGAUUUGUUCAAAGAUGGUUUUCUUGCAACAGAUAAAGUGAAACUCGGCAGCCUUGGCUGGAAGGAAAGAUAUUAUAGAGAAAAGUUUUGUGCUCAAACCCUAGAAGAAAUCGAAGAAACCAGAAGAAAUGUGGUUGCAAGAUACGGCGAAGGGUUAUGUUGGGUUUUGCUAUACUACUAUUCGGGAGUUCCAUCAUGGACGUGGUUUUAUCCAUAUCACUAUGGUCCGUUUGCAUCUGAUUUGAAAGGACUAACACAAAUAAAUUUGAAGUUUCAAAAAGGUUUGCCUUUCAAACCCUUUGAUCAACUGAUGGGAGUACUUCCUCCGAGAAGUGCUCAUGCAUUGCCGAUUUCAUAUAAGGAACUCAUGGUCGAUGAAAAUUCCAAUAUUUUCGACUUUUAUCCAAUCGAAUUCGAGACAGACACCGAUGGGAAGAGGUUCCUGUGGCAGGGUAUAAGCAAGCUUCCUUUCAUAGACGAAGGUCGUCUGCUUGUGGAAACUAGGAAACUCGAAAGUGAACUCAAGGUGCAAAAUUGUAAUUAGAACAUUA